Molecule: messenger RNA, 1824 nt
Organism: Prunus armeniaca (apricot)
Lineage: Eukaryota; Viridiplantae; Streptophyta; Magnoliopsida; Rosales; Rosaceae
Source: the annotation of a GenBank genome assembly
AUGGUAACUCCUCAAGACAAGCCCUUGAAGAAGAUGAAGUUUGUUUCAUCUGCUGAGAAAGAACCAAGCAGCACGACAACAAUUUCUGAGGAUUCAAAGUCAGGUCGAGGUAUGAGCACAAUGCCUCGUGUUGUGAAGAGAAAAUUGCAGAAAAUCAAGCCAGUUGUUGAGUACAAUAAAAGGGGGAAAGGAUGUGGCCCUGCACAUACUGAGAUGCAGUCCUACAUUGGUGUGUUGGCACGCUCCAGAGUCCCACUUGUGGACAAGAAAUGGGCUGACAUCCCCAAUGAUAUAAAGGAGCAGAUUUGGGAAGCCGUUGACAUGGCUUUUGUGGUAGGUCAAGGGGGCAAGACCUCGGUGUUAUCUUCUGCUGCCAAGAAAUGGAAGGAUUUCAAGUCUACACUGACGAGGCAUUAUAUCCUUCCAUACAUCAAGGAGAGGGAGAAAUUAAGCCAACCCCCUGAAGUAUAUAAAUUCAUAGAGAAAGCAGAAUGGGAUGCCUUUGUAGCUUCAAGGUUAUCCAAAGACUUUGAGUCUGUGCAUUCUCAACAUGCACAGAUUAGGGAGAAACUUGAGUACAAUCAUCGAUUGUCUCGAAAAGGAUAUGCUGGUUUGGAGGAUCAAUUGGAGGAAACCAUGCCUGGGGUAGAAAUUGAUCGAUCUACCUUAUGGAAGAAAGCUAGACAGGACAAACAUGGUAACAUCCCGGAUCCAAAGGUGGCAGAGAAAGCAAAAUUAAUUGAUGAAUUGCAAAAACAAGUGGCUGAAGGCAGUCUGAGUAUAACUGGCAGUAAUGAUGUGUUGACCUUGGCUUUGGGUCCCGAGCAUCCAGGGAGAGUAAGAGGGGUAGGUGCUGGGAUUUCCCCUAGGCAAUUCUUCAAUUUACCUAGACCACAAAGGGUAAAGUUUGCUGAUCAAUUGAAGGAAAGUGUAAGAAUUGUCCUUCAAGAAGAGACUAAGAAGAUGGAAGCUAGAACCAAACAAUUAGUAGAGGCUGAGAGGGAACAUUUACUAAGUCAGCUUUCCCACCUCAUCCCCAAUUUUGAUCCAAGCAUGCUUAAACCGAAAACUAGCCCCGUCAAAACCAAGGAUGAUACUGCCAGAAAUGGGGAACAGCAGGAACAAACGGGUGAUGAAGUAGUUGAUUAUUCAAAUGUGGAGGUGCCAUCUUCCUUACAAUCCCUUUGUGAUCGAAGUACCUUCGUCUUGCAUGAAGAUAUUACACAGUUUGCAGGCAUGGAAGAAAUUGGGGCUACUGUGGUUGCAGUAUAUAUGAGGUGCUUAUAUGAUCUUUUGAGAGAAGCAAAUAUGUGCAGCAUGGUUGGCUUUAUCGACCCUGCUCAAGUUAGUGCCAACGCUGGGUCACUAACUGACAGAUCACGAAUUGUAGCCAGUCGACUUCAGAAAACAGAUGGUGAACAGAUUUUCAUGAUGCCUUACAAUCCAGGCCGUCAUUGGGUCUUGCUGAUUGUGAGGGCAAAGAGGGAAACCGUCUAUUUUCUGGAUCCUCUGCCUGGAAAUCGUGUGGUGGAUGAGGAGGGCAAAAACAUCGUGAACAGUGCUUUAAAAAUUUAUAAUUCCCACAUAGGCAGACCAGGCCGUAAAGCACCAAUUUGGAAAACUCUGCCAGGCACACCAAAGCAACCCAGCAGUGUCGAAUGCGGGUAUUAUGUCAUGCGCUUCAUGAGGGACAUCAUCAUGGAUCCUUCCUUGGAGUUUGAGAAGAAGUUUGCCAAGGGAAAAGAUCAAGCGCCAUACCCCCAAGCAGCCAUUGAUGAAGUCAGGAAAGAAUGGGCAGAGUUUGUUUGCCUUCAUAUGGAUUAG